Molecule: messenger RNA, 12959 nt
Organism: Cydia strobilella
Lineage: Eukaryota; Metazoa; Arthropoda; Insecta; Lepidoptera; Tortricidae
Gene: Hml
Product: hemocytin
Exons: 77
Coding region: 74-12637 (4187 amino acids)
Cellular component (GO): extracellular region; extracellular matrix
Molecular function (GO): protein binding; chitin binding
Source: RefSeq, a predicted model, not a curated record
GUUCAGUCUGAGGCAUUCGUGCCAACGACUGUUAUUAGGUAUUUUCGUAAAUGAACUUUUCUGAUUUUUAAAGAUGUAUUUAGUUACUCACGCAAUUGUUCUUCUACUGGGAAUAUGGUUGUGUGAUGCAGGCUACGGCUUGUCUGAACAAGAUGCCCUUUCCGACGUAGAAGCCCCUGCCUACGUUCCAGCUUACGCGAAAAACAAACAAUUUGGCACAAAAACCGGAUAUGGUGCAAGAACUGGUUACGGUACCAAAACUGGUUAUGGUACAAAAACGGGUUAUGGUACAAAAACGGGUUAUGGUACAAAAACUGGUUACGGUACAAAAACUGGUUACGGUACAAAAACUGGUUACGGUACAAAAACCGGACAUUCAGGAUAUUCGGAGUCUAAAACUUGGAACUCGCAGUCUGGAUCAGCCCCCACAUACCAGGAAUUGCAGAACAGUGCCAACCAGAUAUUUGCAGGUCCGAAAUGCGAGCCCACCUGCAAGAACAACGGCAUCUGCAUCGACACCAACACCUGCCACUGCCCGGCCAACUUCCAAGGGAAAUGGUGCGAGUUCGAGAAGAAACCCUGCCUGACGUAUCCACCUCUACCCAUGAAUUCCAUGAGGAAGUGCAAUGAUGAAUUGUGUACAAUAACUUGCGCCGAAGGCCACAAAUUCAUCGACGGGACAACGGUAGCGAAUAUGCGUUGUGUGGACGGCCAAUGGCAACCGACUCGAGCAGAUUUCUCGUCCAUACCCGACUGCGAACCGGAGUGCAACCCGCCCUGUCUGAACGGCGGCGUAUGUCUGUCAGUCAAUACUUGUCAGUGUCCGCAGGAGUACAGGGGGCCGCAGUGUCAGUACUCGACAUCGGCCUGCGAUUUCCGCAAGCUAGCAUUCAACGGCAACUACAAAUGCAAAGGCAACGACGAAGAAUUUUCCUGCCGCCUCAGCUGCCCGGUCGGUGCCACGGCUUCUUCCGCUUUUGCUGAACAGUAUACAUGUCUGUAUUCUACGGGGAUGUACUCGCCUCAACCGAUCCCGCAUUGUGUUUUCACCGAAGUCGUUGUUGUCACGCCCAGCAACUACCAUUCUGGAUACAGCAGUAACUACUACGAAACCUACUACCACAAUGGCAGCGAAAGCCAAAGCCACAGCAAAACCGGCUACGGGUACGGAAAACACGGUGGCUACCAGACCAGCCAUGGUUCAGAAACAGUGGAAUACGGCAAGCAGGGAGGCGGCACUAAGGGCACUAAUGUGCAUAUCGUUGUGCAGGACUUUACGCCCAAGGGCGGUACCUGUUUGACGUGGGCUGGGGUGCAUUAUAAGACGUUUGAUGGGAAAAUUUAUAGCUUCGCGUCCCCAUGUCAACACAUUCUAGUGCAAGACGCGAAGGAGCACGAAUUCACGGUGGCGGUGAAGCAGGGGACAUGUAAGAGGCGAGACUACUGUCCCUUGGAGCUGACCAUCUACUUAGAAGAGAAGCCCUACGUGUUGUCUGCAGGAGAAGAAGAAGGCACUGUGGUGUUCCGUAGUACACGCCGGCUGAUUCCGAUCCCCGCCUCGCUGCCGGGCAUUCGCGUCUCCAUGCCGGGCGACUACGUCGUUGUGAAUUUGGACGCUGUCGGUGUUGUCAUCAAAUGGGACACUAAUAACGUAGUACUCGUAGAAGGCUCAGUUCUUCUAUGGAACAACACCCAAGGUCUCUGCGGCCGACUGGACGGUAAUCCAGAGAACGACUUUACAACGAAAGAAGGCACCAUCGCUAAGACUAAAGCCGUGCUGGCUUCGUCUUGGCAGAUCAAGAAGAUCGGGGAUAUAUGCGACAGUUCGCCCUCGGAGCCAAACGCGUGCGCGACCAAAACUCAAGAGGAGUUGAGGAAAGCACAGCUGUUCUGCACCAACGUGUUCGUCAAGGAAAAGUUCAGGAAAUGCUCUAGCGUCAUGGACGUAACUCAGUUGCUCGAAACAUGCGUGUGGGACUACUGCGCCUGCACAUCCGGCUUAAGUCCGGAGGAGUGCGCUUGCAACACGGUGUCCGUUUACGCGAAGGAGUGCCAACGACUGGGUGUCAAGGAGAUGAAGGACUGGAGGGACGCUGAGACAUGCCCAAUGAAAUGCGCGGAAGGCAAGCUCUACAAAUCCUGCGGUCCCGACGUUCAGCCCAGCUGCCUGUUCCCCAACCCCUCCCCACCCGACGCUAAAACCUGCGUGGAGGGCUGCUUCUGUCCUGAAGGUCUACUUCUAGAAGCUGGCAAGUGUGUGCCUAAAGAACAGUGCCCUUGUCGGCUGAGGAAUAAGAGCUUUAAGCCUGGGAAGACGGUGAAAAAGGAUUGCAAUACUUGCACGUGCCAAGCCGGCGAAUGGACCUGUACUGCGGUCCCGUGCGGCGCCCGCUGCGGCGCCGUCGGGGACCCGCACUACACCACCUUUGACGGACUACGAUACGAUUUCAUGGGGCACUGCACUUAUACGUUGCUGCAGACCAAAAAUGUGACGGUUGAAGUGGAGAAUGUGGCGUGUUCUGGCAGUAUUAGUGAGGAAAUGAACCUAACUCCUUUCAAGGGCGAAGGCAAGCCGUCAUGCACGAAAGCCGUUAAUCUCAAGUACCACGGACUGGACCUGCACCUGAAACAAGGAGGCUUGGUGCUGGUCAACGGGAAGGAAGUGGCAACGUUACCGGUGCACGUUGGAGAUGUGUUGAUUAGGGCUGCCUCGUCGCUUUUCCUUAUUGUGCAACUUCCGAACGGAAUAGAUCUGUGGUGGGAUGGCAACACCAGAGUUUUUGUCGAUGUGCCACCAGCGUUCCACGACAAAACUAAGGGUCUCUGCGGAACCUUCAACCUGAACCAAAAAGACGACUUCCUCACGCCAGAGGGCGACGUUGAGCAGACCGCUCUCGCGUUCGCCAACAAAUGGAAGACCAGGGAACUUUGUACAGAUGUAGACGUGAAGGAACCAGAGCAUCCGUGCAAGACUAAUGUCCAGAAUAAAGAGUUUGCUGAGAAGUAUUGUAGCAAGUUGAAGAGCAAGUUAUUUGAACCCUGCCACUGGCACGUCUCAGUAGACCCGUACUACGACGAAUGCGUGUACGAUAUGUGCGCGUGCGCCGGCGACGCGUCCAAAUGUCUUUGCCCUAUCCUCGGUGAUUAUGCUAUGGCGUGCGCCAAAAGCGGAGUGGAGAUACAGUGGAGAUACAACGUCAAAGAAUGUGAACUGUCGUGUACUGGCGGGCAAGAAUACACCGUGUGUGCUGACAGCUGUCAGCGAACUUGCUCGGACGUGGCGCUGUCGGCGCGUGGACAAUGCAAGCCAUGUUGCGUGGAGGGUUGCGCCUGCCCCGUUGGUCAGGUGUUGGACAGCAACAAUGUUUGUGUGCCAGUGGGCCUAUGUCCCUGCUUCCAUAAGGGUAUGCAGUUCGAUCCCGCAUACAAAGAAGUCAGAGCUGGACGCAGAGAGAGGGAACUUUGCACAUGCGUUGGGGCGCGCUGGGAAUGCGUGCCAGCCACACCGUACGAUAUACAGAACUACCCGCCUGCUGAAGACUUGCGAAGCAAUUGCUCAGCUGCCAACCACAUGGAAUUUACUACUUGUGAAGUCGCUGAGCCGCUAACCUGCAAGAACAUGCACCUACCUCCCUCCACAACGACCAAAGAGUGUCGGCCAGGUUGCCAAUGCAAGAAGGGUUAUGUGUUAGACGCUAGCAGCAACAAAUGUGUGCUGGCUACGGAAUGCCCCUGCCACCACGGCGGGCGCAGCUUUCUUGACGGACAUGAGAUGCAGGAGGAAUGCAACAAAUGUAAAUGCACGAACGGCAAUUGGAUCUGCACCGAACUGCAGUGCCCGGGCAUCUGCUCCGCGUGGGGCGACUCGCAUGUGACCACCUUCGACGGCACGGAGUACGAGUUCGAGGGGGUGUGCACGUAUCUGCUGGCUAAGGGCAGUGCUGACGCGAGUGACGGUUUUGAAGUGCAGAUACAAAAUGCCCCAUGCGGCACAACUGGCGCGACCUGCUCUAAAACUGUCACCCUAAAAGUUGGCAACGGGAAGAACGAGGAAAUCGUUGAGCUUACCAAGGAUGCACCUCUACCCGACUUUUCUAAACUAGAAAGAAUAAAGCUGCGUAUCGCCGGUAUUUACGUGUUCCUAGAUGUGCCGAGCUUGGGAAUGAGCCUUCAGUGGGAUCGCGGCAUGCGUGUCUACGUUAAAGUGGACUCUAUGUGGCGUAGCAGAGUGAAAGGUCUGUGCGGCAACUACAACUCGGAUUCCCGUGACGACUUCGAAAAGCCGGAGGGCGGCAUUGCUGAGUCGUCUGUGCUGAUCUUUGCUGACUCUUGGAAGCUAAAACCAACUUGCCCCAAGCCUGUGGAAGUCGAGGACCACUGCCGCCAACGUCCCGAACGUAAAGACUGGGCCACCAGCUCCUGCGGCGCGCUCAAACGCCACCCCUUCACCCUCUGCCACACCGAGGUCCCCCCUACCCCCUACAUCGAGCAGUGCGAGCGAGACGCCUGCGCUUGUGAUUCGGGAGAUGAUUGCACGUGUGUGUGUACUGCACUGGCAGCUUACGCGCAUAGGUGUGCGAAUAGAGGGGUAGUUUUUAAGUGGAGGACUAAGGAUAGAUGCCCAAUACAAUGCGACGAAACUUGUGCCACCUACGACCCGUGCAUAUCGCCAUGUCCCGAGGAAACCUGCGAGAACACUUACUACUACAAGGAAAUACUGCCUAUCUGCCAACGAGACACUUGCGUUGAAGGUUGCAAACCAAAGCCAGAAGAAAAGAAACAGUGUCCAGAGGGACAAAUUUCCUUCAACAUCACCUCAAACGAGUGCGUAUCUCGCGGCCGCUGUAAGCCCGUCUGCAUGACGUUACCGGACGGAACUCAAAUUUUGGAGGGCGAGGUGUUGGAGCAGGAUGCUUGUCAUACUUGCCGCUGCUCUAAGAAAGAAAGGAUCUGCACUGGCCAGCCCUGUUCUACUGAGGCCACUCCCCCGCCAAUAGUGAUAACAACUCCUCACGACGAAGGCCUGAAGUGCGUCACGGGCUGGACGCCCUGGAUCAACCGCGGUCCACCAGAGACAACUGCGGAUGGACAUUCAGUCGAGAAGGAACCUCUACCCAAGUUCAAUGAAAUGCAAAUCGGGCAGCCAAUGUGCGGGAAACAGAACAUGACUCGCAUCAAAUGCCGCACUACAGUGAAUCACCAGACUCCCAAAGACACCGGUUUAAACGUAGAGUGCAGUUUAGAGAAGGGUCUAGUGUGCAAUGAGAUCGGGACCACGUGCCCGGACUUCGAGAUACAAGUGUGGUGCCAAUGCGAAGGGGAGGAUGAUGAAAGAGGUCGCUCCCUCCCCGAACCCACAAAACCGCAAAACGAGGAAGAAGGAGGGGAAGUCUUCCAAUGCCUAAACUCCAACCACCCGAACUACCCUCACCCCAGCGACUGCAAUAAAUUCUACGAGUGCACCCCAGAUAUGCUGAACCCUUCGAAACCUCACGCGGUUCUCAAGUCAUGCCCUCCAGGGCUCAUGUAUAGUAAGAAGCUGAUGGUCUGCGAUUGGCCCGCCAAUGUGAUUGUGGAUAGGCCCGAAUGUGGUUCAGCUACGUCAGCCACAACACACACUGCACCUACCACACCAUCCACGCCGACAACGCCGAGCCUCUGCCCUCCAGGACAGGUGUUCAAGAAGUGCGCGUACCCGUGCGACAGCCUCUGCGACCACUUCAAGAUGGCCGUCGUGAAGAAAGGACAGUGCAAGUUUGGAGAGAAAUGCAUUGAAGGUUGCGUGGACCAGUCGGUUGCUAAUAUAAAAUGCGAGUUUUCCUCGCGCUGGCGCGACGAGAAGACGUGUGUUCCGCUCAAAGAUUGCACUUGCGAUUAUGAAGGACAAGUUAUAAAGCCGGGUGGUGUAGUAGAUGAGCAAUGCAAGAAAUGCCAAUGCCUCGACAACGCCCUCCACUGUGACACCAGCGAAUGCGUCUCCGUCGCUCUACCCCCCGGGCCCUCGCACCUGCCCAUGAUAUUCCCGACGCCCGCCACUCGACCUACUGCAGUUACUACGACGGUGGCGCCUUUGAUUGUGAAGACCACGGUGUCGCCGCCGCCUGAAUGUAGCCCAGAGAGAUACAAGAAUCUACUGUGGCAAGGCGAGCCGCUGCCUGCCUCAUCUUUCAUCGCCAGUUCGGUCGCCAGCCAGCAUUUCGCACCGCAAUACGCCAAGCUCAACGGAAAGCCUGAAGGGGAUUCUGGAGGAAGCUGGCUCGCAGCCAACCAAGACACAGACCAGUUCAUCCAAGUGGAACUGCCCACCGCCCAACCGAUAUACGGCGUGAUCUUACAAGGCAGUCCGAUGAAUGACCAAUACGUGACCAGUUAUGAGGUCAUGUAUGGCGAUGACGGACACGUGUUCUCGUAUGCGGAGGGACCUAAGGGUGACCGACAGGUAUUCCGCGGCCCAGUGGACCACAUCGGCGCAGUAAAACAGAUGUUCACACCCCCCAUCGAAGCGAAGUUUGUCCGCAUCAGGCCUCUGACCUGGCACGAUAACAUCGCUGUACGCUUCGAGCUGAUUGGCUGUGGAGAAAUUACCACAACCACUACUACUACUGUUGCUACCACGCUCGAGCCUUUACAAUGCACGGAACCUCUUGGACUGGCAGCCGACCUGCCCACUGACAGCAUCGAAGUGAGCUCCAACAGCGAGGACAGGAAGUACUUCGCAUUGACUGGACAGAGGGGAUGGCGGCCGUUGUAUAGCACACCUGGGGAAUGGAUUAUGUUCGACUUUACUGCCCCGCGCAACAUAACGGGCAUCAAGACUAAAGGCGGCAUCAACGGCUGGGUGACGGCCUACACAGUCAUGUACACGUCCGACUUGUCCACUUUCCACCCGGUAGUGGACUCGUCCGGUGCGCCUGCGAUCUUCCCUGCCAACUUCGACAGAGACAGUGUGGUUACCGCGGAGUUCCGUCCGCCCAUACACGCGCGGUACUUGAAGGUGCUACCUGCCAAGUGGAAGGACAACAUUGAGAUGAGAGUAGAGCCUAUAGGCUGCUUUGAGCCUUAUCCGGUAACUACGACCACGCUCGCGCCCCUCCAGUGCACGGAACCCCUCGGGCUAGCAGCUGACCUCCCCAUUGAGAGCAUCGAAGUGAGCUCCAAAAACGAGGACAGGAAGUACUUCGCACUGUCGGGCCAGAGAGGAUGGAGGCCAUUAUACAGCACGCCUGGAGAAUGGAUCAUGUUCGACUUCACUGCCCCGCGCAACAUAACCGGCGUCAAGACCAAAGGCGGCGUCAACGGCUGGGUCACCGCCUACAACGUCAUGUAUACGUCCGAUUUGAGCACCUUCAACCCAGUAGUGGACGAUACCGGCGCAAUUAAACUGUUUCCCGCUAACUUUGACAGAGAUAGCGUUGUCACCGCGGAGUUCCGACCGCCUAUACACGCGCGGUACUUGAAGGUGUUACCGGCCAAGUGGAAGGAUAACAUUGAGAUGAGAGUCGAACCUAUAGGAUGCUUCGAACCUUAUCCGGCAACAUCUCCCAAACCCACGCUAUCACCAUUGAUCCCCACCACGGAGGCCUGCGUGCUCUGCCCUGGAAUACAGUCGGCCACUUGCGAAUGUCACAACGGUACUGCCAAGUAUUUCGACGGCGAUGGUUGUGUGACGCGUGACCAGUGCCCGUGUGUGGAAGGGUUUAUGACGUACGCCGUUGGUUCCUCAUUCCGGGGCACUAACUGCGACGAGUGUGUUUGCAAACUUGGUGGCGUGACGGACUGCAAGCCUGUCAAGGAGUGCAAGUGUGCUUCGGACCUAGUCCCAAAACUGACAUCCACCUGCGAAUGUAUCUGCGAGCCCUGUCCUGUUGGCACCAAGAUCUGCCCAACAAGCAAGUUCUGUCUGGACGUCAAGAAGUGGUGCGAUAGUCUCCAAGACUGCCCUGAUGAUGAGAGGGGUUGUUCCACCACUGCACCUUGGGUGAUGACAACAGUUGAACCUCCAGUGGUGACUACCAUUGUGGCAACUGUAGCUGCUACUCUACCUACCACUACCACCGUUAAACCUAUCGAAUGCGAAGAAGUAAAAUGCCCGCCCGGUUACCUAGUCCGCCUAAUCGCCUCCCGCUACACCACUUCAUCCACCUCCGAUCUGCCCCCACCACGUCCCCGACAGUCUUACAGGCGAUAUCAAACUGGAUAUGCUAAGGGAGGUUCUAGAGGUGGAUACGCGAAGGGUGGAUAUGCGAAAGGCGGAUUUACGAAGGGUGGAUACACGAAAGGUGGAUAUGGUGGCGGUUCUUCACAAUCCCAAAGCUUCACCCUCGACAAGGCGACCCUGCCAACGUCUGCACCCAACACCACCAAAGAAUGCCAACAGUUCCGAUGCAUUCCGAAACUACCUGCCCUCCGCCCCGGCGUCACCCGCGCCCCGCACAUCUGCUCCACCCCCGUCUGUCCGCCGGGAUACUCGCUGAGAUUGGAGGCUGUUGCUGUAGCCAACGAAUGCCCUCAAUACGGCUGCGUGCCUCCUCCAGAACGUCCCGUAUUUUGCAACGUUACGGGACGCACGUUCACCACCUUCGACGGCUCCGAGUACAAAUACGAUAUAUGCUACCACAUGCUGGCCCGCGAGACUACCUUCGGGGACUGGACUAUCAUCCUUCGCAAGAAAUGCCGCGUCGACGGUUGCUCCAACCACCUCCUAGUCAGCCAAGACGACCAGCUCAUCCUCGUGAAGCCCAACCUCAUGAUAGAGUAUGACAACUUCGAGUACACCGUCGAGCAAACCAACGAGAUAUGCUUCCAGAAGAACAGCUUUGAUAUCAGCAAGUUGGGGAAUGGUUUGGCGAUCAAGAGCAGGAAAUAUAAUUUUGUGGUGCUGUAUAAUACUGAUGGGGAUGUUAAAGUUGGGGUUUACAAAUCCCACCUGAACCACGUAGACGGUCUCUGCGGCUUCUACGACGGUAUCGCCUCCAACGAUCGCCGAAUGCCCAACGGUGGGCAAGCGUCCAGUGUGGACGAGUUUGGACGAAGCUGGGCUAAACCCGGACUAUCACCAAAGGCUUGUGAGACUAAAGUCAUCCCGCCUGAGAAGCAGAAGCGAGCCUGGGACUUGUGUGACGUCAUUACCAAAGAACCUCUCUCGAAAUGUGCAAAGGUCCUCAACCUGGACUUAUGGCGCAACAUCUGCCUGGAGAAGCUCUGCAAAUGCACAGAACUGAUGGUUGACGGCAAACAACGUACUGAGGAGGAGUGCCGGUGUCUCCUGGUUGAGAAAAUGGUGGCGGAGUGUCUAGCAGCUGAUAAGGACUUGGAUAUUGCGGCGUGGAGGAUGAAUUUGAACUGUCCCGCUGACUGCCCAGCUCCUCUUGUCCACUACGACUGCUACAGCAAGACCUGCGAGCCAACAUGCUCGACGAGCAGCAACCGACAAACAUGCUCCUCGCAGCCCGGACAAUGCUUCCCUGGUUGUUACUGCCCUCAAGGAAAACUCAGAAAGGGGGAUAAGUGUGUUACACCACAGGAGUGUUUGGACUGUAACUGCCAUGGUUUAGGCUCACCGGCCCAAUACACCACGUUCGAGGGAGACGACAUGCCCUGCCUCGGCAACUGCACUUAUCUCGCUUCUAGAGAUAGGAACGAAACGGGACAACAUAAGUACGAGGUUUACGCUACUAACGGACCUUGCGAAGGAAAAGCCACCGCUACCUGCACCAAAUCAGUGCACGUCAUUUAUGAAAAGAACGUCAUCCAUGUCACCAAGGAUCCUGUCACUAACAAGCUGGUGACCAGUUUCGGCAACAGUGUAAUAUUCAAGUACCCCGUGAUAAAAGAGUGGGUGACCGUCAGCAUUAUCAACAAACAAGACGUUGUUGUGAAGCUACACGACGCGUUUAUGGAGCUAAUGGUGUUGAAUGCCAAGAUGGAGUUUGGCAUCCGCGUGCCUUCACACGUGUACGCGAAUGCUACGGAGGGCCUGUGUGGUGUCUGCGCUGGCUACCAGGAAGCAUUAGUCACUAGCAACGGCACUCUUACAGGCGAUUUUGAACUGUACGGCAAGAGUUGGCAAGCCACCCCGACCGCCCUCUCUACCCUGGGCAUGUCACCGCAAGACCAGUGCGACCAGCCACCGCCACCAGAACCCGAGUGUGUACCGCCACCAGCCGACCAGAACGUCUGCUACAAUCUGUUCGACAAGGACAAGUUUGGACAGUGUCAUGCGUUAGUGGAUCCACAGCCGUUCUUAGAUGCAUGCGAAAAGGACAUCUGCGAAAAUGCCACAGACCUAUGUUCAACACUGGAGAACUAUGCCAGCGCCUGUCGCAGACAGGGAGUAUGUCUUGACUGGAGAGGUACACUCUGUCCCAGCACUUGCCAAGAACCGUUCGUGUACCGCCCGUGCGUGGAUUGCGAACGCACUUGCGAAAAUCAUGACGAAUUUAAAAAAGAUCCCAAGAAAUGCGACAAGAAACCUGUGGAAGGCUGCUUCUGCCCUGAAGGCAAGGUUCGAGUAGAGAACAGUUGUAUAGAGCCAACGAAAUGUUUCCCUUGUGAUGCCAACAAGGAACACUACGCAGGAGACGAGUGGCAAGAAGACGCGUGCAGUAAAUGCACAUGCAGCAAGCUGGAGGGCGAGCGCGUCGCGCACGUGUCGUGCACGAAAAUGACGUGCUCCGUGCCCGUGUGCGCGCAAGGAGAAGAACUCCUCACUACACCACGACCUGGCGCUUGCUGUCCGGAGUACUUGUGCGUACAAAAACCUCAAGCAUUGUGUGAGGAGCCUAAGAAGAUGGAAUGUGGAUACGGCCAAAUACUUAAGCAGAAAACUACGCCUAGCGGAUGCAAGGAGUUUGCCUGUGAAUGUAAGCCGGCGAGCGAAUGCGAACACAUCCCAACUGACAGCGAGGUGGAAAUCAUGCCGGGCAUGCAACGCAUCAUUGACAAUUCUGGGUGUUGUCCGAAAGCACAACUACUCUGUCGGCCGGACACGUGCCCCGCGCCCGUGUCGUGCCCGCCGCACCACACACGUCGUGUCGUUAAUAUAACGGGAGGUUGCUGUCCGGAUUACAAAUGUGAACUGCCCGCGUACAAAUGCUUGGUGACUCUAGAGUGGGAGGCGGCACCCAAAGGGGGAGAAAAGCCACGUUCUACACCGCAAACUAUGCUGAAAGAUCUGGAGUCAGUUUGGCUCGACGGCCCGUGCCGCUCGUGCCGCUGCGAGCCGUCCCGCUCCCCCUCCCCCUCCCCCGCCGCCCCCGCCCCGCGCUGCGCGGUGACGGAGUGCCCGCCGCUGGGCGCGGGCGCCGGCGACGUGUUCGUGCUGGAGCCGCGCCCCGUGCCCUUCGCGUGCUGCCCCGUCUCCGCGCAAGUCGCGUGUCGGGCCGGUGACACCGUCUAUAGAGUGGGCGAAAACUGGACGAACCCGCACGACGUAUGCGAGUCAUAUCAGUGCGUACAAAUAGAGGAUGGCAAAUUAGAGAAGGUCACAACCGUGCAGACCUGCCCUACUGAUUGCGAACCGGGUUGGAAGUACUUCCCCGCCGAGCCUUCAAGCGGACAGUGUUGCGGCAAGUGCAAGCCAGUAGCUUGCGUGUGUACUGGCGUUGAACGGCCUAUCGGUACGACGUGGCAGUCUCCGGACCUGUGUACUAACUAUACUUGUGUGUUGGCUGACGGCAACCUGCAAGUCCAAACGUCAAAUGAGACCUGCCCAGAGGUCCCCGUGGCCUUGAGGAAGCAGUUCGUCCUGAAAGAGGAGAAGCCGGCGGGCAAGUGCUGCAAGACACAGGAGCCUGUUGCUUGCCGAGUGGGAAAUGACAUUUAUCAGGAGGGUCAAACAUGGCAGUCUCCAGACCCGUGCAAGAACUUCACAUGCGCACGUGACGGUACUGGCAGACUGGCGCACUCGCCCAAUGUAGAGACUUGCACGACGACAUGCAAGCGAGGCUGGAAAUAUGUGAAGCCAGCGCCUGGCGUCUGCUGCGGCCAUUGUAAACAGGAGCAGUGUGUGGUGGAAGAUGAGUUGAAGGACGCAGGUUCAGUCUGGAAGUCCGCUGACAACUGCACAACGUACACCUGCGAGCGCAGCGGCGACGACCUGCUGAUGACGUCAUCGCGCGCGCCGUGCCCCGACGUGACGUCAUGCGCGCCGGAAGACCUACUCGACGAGACCUGCUGCACGGUGUGCAAGGAAAAACCCGCUGCACUUAAAACAUGCUACCCGGAGGAAAUACCCCAAUCGGAGACAGUGGGCCUGAUCCGCGUGACACUGCGACCCCAUGGCGCGUGCGCAAACGCUGCUCCCGUGCCAGGCUUCCGAGAAUGCCGCGGGUCAUGCCAAUCCGGCACACUGUACAACAACCAGACCGGCAGCCACGACUCCCAGUGCGAAUGUUGCCAGGCGACAAAAUACACCAAAGUGACGGCAACUUUGAACUGCGAGGACGGCAGCACGCAGCCCCACGUCGUCGCGUCGCCGCUGCAGUGCGGGUGUCGCGCGUGCGGGACUAGCGUCGCCAACUACCCUAACACCGGGUAUGGAGUCAAAAACGGAGUUAAAACGACGCAAAAUCGCGAUGAGUACGACUACGAUAUCCCAGAGAUCUACGCGAGAAUGGCGCCCGAGUCUCGCAGAUAGAUACCACGCCGAGAAUCAGAGAAUCACACUAGAAUGAGGGCUAUCGUUUUUUUUGCUCACCAGUUGGCGCCUCUGUUGAUGGUGGUCCAAAAUACUAAAGAACAGCUGUCAGUCAUUGAAGUGACAAGUGACAUUUCGAACUGCGAAGACCACCAUCCACACUAGCGCCCCUAGAGGCGAAUUCAUACGCGUUAGCCCUCAUUCCCUGCCAGCCGAGAAUUAUCAGGGAAUGAGAAAUGAUAAACAAAGGUUUAAUAACAAUUUAUAUUUAAGUGACAGAUAUUGAUCACAUGUAUUUUUGUAAAUAAAACAUUUAAUUUUA